AUGUCGUUACCGCUCGUUGCUGCUCAGGCUCCGAGUUGUAACGGGUGGACGACCACCGUGCUGCUGCUGCUGCUGCUGCUGCGGUCGUCGUCGAUCCGAUACGAGGCGAAGACCGGUGGUGGUCACGAAAGACCACGAGUGCAGAGGACCACGACGAUUCCGAAAGAAUCCACCAAAGCCAGGCGAGGACCUCUCUUGCCUUGUCGUCGUCAAUCUGAUCGCAAACACGGCGCCGAUUAUCGCAGUAUCAAUGUUUGCGCAGAGCCGAGCGCGGACUUCGCAGCUGCAGUUUAUCUGGUAACCGUGGUCUUGUCAUCGGCAGUUUUUUGA
Molecule: messenger RNA, 330 nt
Organism: Soboliphyme baturini
Lineage: Eukaryota; Metazoa; Nematoda; Enoplea; Dioctophymatida; Soboliphymatidae
Source: the annotation of a GenBank genome assembly